UUUGCACAAACUUAACUGUUGGCACUUUUUAAACUAGUCUAGAUCCUAAUUUUGUAUUGUGUUUGAAUUUUACUUGUUAGUGAUUUUAGUUUAUUUAAGAAAAAAUCUACUAUAUAAUUAAAUUUAAAUUACUUCUUAAUUAUUGAAACAAAAUGAAAUCUUAUAGAUGUAUUUUAUACGCUCUGUCUCUUUUUGCUAUGACUUCUGCUGCUGCCGCAGCUUGUAAGUACACUGUAGAUUCAUACACGACUACUGAUGCCAUAAUCGUUUCUGAAGCAGCCUUUAUUGCUCAAAUUUCUGUCGAUUGUCAAGAUGCUCCAUCUAAUUUAUAUGCUGAAGUUGAAGGUAAAUUAAUUGCUGCUGCUGAUUUAGGGCCUAACCGUUAUCAAGUGAGUUGGUUAGAUGAUUUUAAAAAGGCACAUCGUGGAGAUUAUGUUGUUAAUUUAUAUGAUGAAGUUGGCUAUGGUCAAUUGAGAAAAUUGUUACGUGAUGGUGAAUCUACAAGCAGUGUCACACCAGUCCACACAGCAUAUGUUAGGUAUCCUGGAGCAUACAAAGGAGUAUGGGUUAAUUCUGAGUUUUUGGCAGCUCUUGUUAGUAUGGUUGUAUUGUACAUUGCCUAUACGUUCAAGUCCAAAAUUGUAUCAUAAUAUAUUAUAGCAGAAUUUAAUUGAAUCAUUUUGAAGUCUGUUUUCUCUAAGUUAUAUUUUUAAUGUUCAUCCUAUACAUUAAUUAAAUAUAUAAUAACAAUUGAACUUGGUUUGUUUUUGUUAUUAAAUUAAAUAGUUCUACAUUAGUCUUAAUAUGUUCAUUUAUAAAAAAAUUACACUAAAUAUAUUUUAUUUUUAUAAAUUAGAAUUUCAUUUUGUAAUUUUAUAAUUUAUUAAGGCUUAACAAUUAUUUACAAAAUAGAUGAUUAGUAAAACAUAUUGUACAUUUCCCAUAAAUUAUAAAUAGUUAAUCAAUAAUCUUAAAGUAUUAAUUGUAAAAAUAGAAAUUUUUAACUUAGAGAAUUGUCAUAAUUUUAUUCACAACAUAUAAUGGGAUAAUUAAUAUUUUACAACCUAUCUUAAGUAGAGUACAGUUAUUAUUCAAUGUUUUAAAAUUUUGUUAUGAAAUAUAUAUAUAUUUUUUUAAGUAAAAGAUAUAAAACUUAAAUACAUUGUUUAUAUAUCAAUAUUGAUCUAAACCUCGAACAUACUUUAUACAAAAUAAAAAAUUCAGUUAUACUUUUCUUCAAUAAUUUGUAUUUAAUAAAAAAGUAAUUAAAGUAAAUUUCACUUUAUUUUAUUCAAGAUUAAAACCAUAAAGUUACUAAUUUUUGUGAUUGUAGCUAUUGAUUUAUUCUUAGUUCUUACAAUUUAAACAAAAUAUAAUUUAUAUUAUUGAUAAUCAUUUUAAUAUAUUUUUAAAAUGUAAAUUAAUUAAUUAAAGAUAAAUAAUAAAAAAUAUUUUAUAAAAUAAUAUAAUUAAUAUUUAUAAUUAUAUAAAUGAGUUGAAUAAAGUAAUAAUAUAAGAUAAUAUGGCAUAACAUUAA
Daktulosphaira vitifoliae (grape phylloxera) is the source of this 1537-nucleotide messenger RNA. Its product is annotated as translocon-associated protein subunit delta-like. Gene Ontology annotation, cellular component: endoplasmic reticulum; endomembrane system; membrane. Lineage: Eukaryota; Metazoa; Arthropoda; Insecta; Hemiptera; Phylloxeridae. The transcript is spliced from 2 exons. Bases 153 to 650 code for a protein of 165 amino acids. The record is from RefSeq and is a predicted model, not a curated record.